UUUGCUACACAGCAGUGUUCUCGCUCUGGCCCUUUCAUCACAAUUCUUUCCAUACAGUACUGAUGCACCAAAAAGAGUUAUAUUCCAGCAUACUAUCAGGAGUGCAGGUGCCAGUCAAAUUAUGGAAACUACCUAUGAUUUUGCUGUUGUUGACUCCAAUUCUCUGCCUUUUGUUUUCAAACAUGCCCCUGAAGUGGCCAAGGCACUGCACAUUAAUACAGAAUUAUCCUUUGCUGCUGUCAAACAGUCUCACCAAGCUGAUUGGAUGGGGAUAUUUCCAAUAUCUUCGUUGUUUUCAAGAUGCAUGAAGUUUCCUGCGCAAAGUUCGGAUGUCUUGACUGAAUACAAUCAUUUCCCACAUUUAGCGAUUAACAAGCCACAAGAGAGUUUGAGUGGGGUUUCCCGCAGGAUCUACUUGGAGUUUUCCCUUGGUUGCUUGAGGGAAGUCUGGGUUGCAGUCCUUAAUAUAACUGGUUCAUUAUCCAGCUGGUCAUUUGCAGACAACAUUCUUCCAGCUCCUGAGAAGACUGGUAAUGGUCCUCCAUCAUAUAUAUGUAGAUUAAGUGGUGCAGGCGAUAAAAACUGGACCUUUUGGUUGGAGGCGAGCAGUUCAGAUGCCAUUAGUGUUGAUGUGGCUGUAGUGGACCAGUAUUUGACAGAGUCUGCUGCUAAAUUGAAAGGCCUUUUUCCAGAUUGGACGGAUGUGACUGCAUUCUCAAGUUUUAUGUCCACCUAUGUGUUUUAGUUCGCAUAACAUUUUAUGUCUGUCCUUUUUUUAUUUCCUUUUUGGGUGUAUCAUACUACAGCAUAGCCUUGUUUUUACUUUUCUUAUUUACCUCAUUAUUCCUUUUAAAUAGAAGAAGUAAAGUUUGUUUAGAGCUUGUGAAUUCCUAGGUUUCUCUUUCAAUAAAAAGCUUAUGGCGAAGGACAAUUUAUUGUAAUUUGUGAAGUGUAAAGUUGUAAACUUUUGUAUCCAUAAUAUUUUAAGUGCUUAAAGGAAAAUUUAGUUUUAAAGGCUGAAUAUUGCCUUUUCUGCUCAAA
Nicotiana tabacum (common tobacco) is the source of this 1041-nucleotide messenger RNA. The record is from RefSeq and is a predicted model, not a curated record. NCBI's taxonomy places the organism in Eukaryota, Viridiplantae, Streptophyta, Magnoliopsida, Solanales, Solanaceae.